Echinostoma caproni is the source of this 459-nucleotide messenger RNA. The record is from the annotation of a GenBank genome assembly. NCBI's taxonomy places the organism in Eukaryota, Metazoa, Platyhelminthes, Trematoda, Plagiorchiida, Echinostomatidae.
AUGCUACACACAGACCUACGUAAGAAAGAUAUCCAAAAAUUCCGAGGGGAUCCCUUGAAAUAUUGGUCAUUCAUGCGCUGCUUCUCAACCUCAGUGGAUUGCCUCCCAAUGGAAGAUGAUGCAAAGUUGGUCUAUCUCAUUCAGUUUUGUGAAGUACUAGCAAAGGAAGCCAUUGAAGACUUAGUGAUCUUAGAUGGUCAGGAGGGUUACAAAAGGGCCAAAGAAACAUUAAAGAAGCGUUUCGGGCAAAACCACGUGAUUGCUGGUGCUCUCAUAAACCGUAUUACCGAUGGAGCACCUAUUCUCAUCAAUGACAACCUGAGUCUGCUGACGAUGGCUCAACAGAUGAGGGUAUGCGAGGCCACACUAACGCAAUUAAAUUACGAGUCUGACAUGAAUGCUUACAGAACGUUGAAGUGUAUUGUUCGACGAUUGCCAAGGACUUUACAACUCAAGUAG